Messenger RNA from Mollisia scopiformis, 963 nucleotides. Its product is annotated as phosphoglycerate mutase family protein-like protein. Bases 136 to 861 code for a protein of 241 amino acids. Gene Ontology annotation, cellular component: cytoplasm. Gene Ontology annotation, molecular function: phosphatase activity. The transcript has 4 exons. Lineage: Eukaryota; Fungi; Ascomycota; Leotiomycetes; Helotiales; Mollisiaceae. The record is from RefSeq and is a predicted model, not a curated record.
CGACGAAGUGCGUGACUUACUGGCGGUCCAUCUAAACUCUUACAACUCUCUUUCUUUCCUUGCAAAGUUCUCUCUUUAAAUAACUUUCCCAACCAUAACAUCCCACCUUUCCCCAAACCCUCCCACAUUUGAAAGAUGGACAAGAAAAUCUACCUCGUCCGCCACGCCCAAGGCGAACACAACAUAUCCGACAAUUUCUACGUCCCCGACGCCAUCCUCACACCCCACGGACACACGCAAUGCCAAGCCCUCCAAGCAACCUUCCCACACCACUCGACCAUCGAAAUCAUACUCUCCUCUCCCUUGCGCAGAGCAAUUCAAACAGCAAUCCACUCCUUCGCACCCGCUCUCCUGCGUCCAGACGUAAAUUUCCUCCUCGUUCCCUUGGCACAGGAGAUUAGCGCCAAGCCAUGCGACGUCGGGCACGAGCGGGACGAAUUGCGGGAGGAGAUGGGGCGGUUGUUAAGUGCGGAAGGGAAGGAGAUCGGGUUUGAUGGUGGGAGAAUCGAUUAUUCGAUUUUGGACGAAGGGUGGAGUUCGAAGAAAGGGUUAUAUGAGGAUAGUCUGCAAGCUGUAGAGGCGAGGGCUGCGGAGCUGAGGAUGUGGUUGUGGAGGAGGCCGGAGAAGGAGUUUGUGCUUGUGACGCAUGGGGCGUUCUUGCAUUAUUUGACGGAGGAUUGGGAUGGGUUUCAUGCUAGUCAUGGAACUGCGUAUAAGAAUUGCGAGUAUCGAUGCUUCACAUUCACCGAAGACUCGGAUGAGAGGGAAGCACAUUUGACGCAAGUUGGGAAGACGGGAGUGAGAGCGACGAAACCCCUUGGAACACAUGCAAAGGAUAUCACUGGUGUGCAUCCAAAUUGAUAGAAGAUACUGGGCUGAAGAAAUGGUUGUCUUCUUUCUAGCAAGAAUAGAUGUAGAUGGUAUAGACUCUAUAGAAGGCUUGGCAAAUUAUGUAUGACGAAG